This is a messenger RNA of Hevea brasiliensis (rubber tree), 1161 nucleotides long. RefSeq names its product F-box protein At3g07870-like. Lineage: Eukaryota; Viridiplantae; Streptophyta; Magnoliopsida; Malpighiales; Euphorbiaceae. The transcript has a single exon. The record is from RefSeq and is a predicted model, not a curated record. Gene Ontology annotation, molecular function: protein binding. Bases 1 to 1161 code for a protein of 386 amino acids.
AUGGAUUGCUAUAUUUCAAAACUCUCAAACGACAUCGUCGAAAGUAUCUUCUUCAAGCUCCCAACCGCAGCUCUGUCACAGUGCAGGGCGGUCUGCAAGUCAUGGCGCAACAUUAUCUCAGACCCUGAUUUUAUUAAACUUCAUUCCUCUUCUUGUUUUAGCCUCCUUCUCUUGAUGGAGACCGUCACCAAAGGGCUGACGAUCCGUACUUCAACCGAUGAAAUCUUUCAACAAACCAAGAAGAUGGAACUCUUCUGCCUUGAAUUUCUUGCAGGUUCUUGCCACUUGGGUUCCCUACCGUGGCUUGGACCCUUAUUGUUCGUCAAUUCAUGCAAUGGCUUGCUUUGUCUUAGACAACAAUUUCCAGGUAUUCUCAUAAUAAAUCCAUCGAAAGGUGAGUGCGUAACUCUUCCAUGUAGAAACAGAUGGUGUUGGGACUUGACCGAUGGUGUACUCGGGUUCUGUCUCAAGAGUAAACGAUAUAAGGCUAUUGAGAUUUCUUGCAGAUUUGGUAAAUCUGGAAGAUAUUGGGAAGCAUACGUAUACACUCUUGGGACUGCUGAUUUUUGGAGAAGCAUUGGGGCUGCUCCUUCAUAUGAAGGUAUCUAUAGAAGAGAUUUUUCAAAGGUAUUUGCUAAUGGAUAUUUGUAUUGGCUUGACAACUCCCGUGAAAGGUUUGGUGAAGUAUUGAGUUUUGAUUUUGAAAGGGAGAAAUUUGGAUCUCUCUCAUUGCCUUGUGUGGAUAUAUGGGAAGGCAUUGGAGAUUUUGGAGACUCAAUCUAUGCAUGCAAGUAUGGUAAAUAUGAUGACGAUUAUGUCUUAGAGAUAUGGUUGAUGAAAGAAUAUGGCGUGAAGGAAUCAUGGGCUAAAUUGCUUGUGUUAAAAUACCAUCGGGACUGCGGUAGUUUCUUUCAUCUUGAGGUAAUAAAGGCUUUGGAAAAUGGGGACUUAUUGUUGUAUAAUGGGUUUGAUUUCGUUCUAUAUAACCGUGGGAACAACAAGUACACAAGACUGGAUAUUCCUCAAGAGGUUCAAUUGCAUUUUGAUGGAAAAAGACUUGAUUUAAUUGUUCCCAAUAAUCCAAACGUUGCUUCACUCAAAGACGUGGUGGUGGGAGACAACUUGAAGUUUUUUAAACUCAAGUACAAGACAAUGAUUUGA